AUGUCAUCCUCGCCAGUCCCCCUCCUCAAACCGCCUGUGCCGGGUAAUCGCAGCAAUGGCAGCAGUCCUCGACCCCCCAAACUCACCCUGGGCAUUCCCCCUUCUCCCAACGCUCGUCCCGUCACAGGAAACGGUCUUCCGACCACUGGAGCGCCUCCGCCGACCGAGGUUCCUCAGCUGCAGCGGCCGGCUGCCCGCCCAGCUCCUCCCCAGCUGCGCCUCGCUACUCCCAUGGGUAGCACUCAAUCCAUUCCCCAGGUUAAACCCCGACCGGCUCCUCCACCUUUGGCGACCAGCGGCCUGAACGAACCAAAUGGACACUCUCGAACGGGCAGCUUUACCUAUCUCGACGGGAAGGCCAGUGGGCCGGCCUCCGCUUCCUCCUCCAACUAUUCCGCGUUAUCGUUCGCUAUGGGGCUCCGACAGCCACAUGGCAGCACCCCCGAUCCAUCAUCUGCGAUCAGUUCAGUUUAUUCCGACCGGGAAGGUGGCAUGUCAAUGGAGCGGGACAGCAGCGUCAACAACUUGAUCCCGGAUCUGGAUAAGCUGAGCUUGGAGAAGGGCAGGCCCCUCGACGUAGACGACCUGGAUGAUGAGGGCUGGCUCGCAGCCAGUGAACAGAAGAAGAUCGUGGAGCUGGGUAGUCUGGGUGAAGGCGCGGGAGGUGCUGUGACUCGUUGCAAGCUCAGAGAAGGAAAGACCGUCUUUGCUCUGAAGAUCAUCACAACCGAUCCCAACCCCGACGUCAAAAAACAGAUCGUUCGCGAACUCAAUUUCAACAAAGACUGUGCCUCGGAACACAUCUGUCGCUACUAUGGUGCAUUCAUGGACAAGUCCACAGGAACGAUCUCGAUCGCAAUGGAAUUCUGCGAAGGUGGCAGUUUGGACAGCAUCUACAAGGAAGUCAAAAAGCUGGGAGGUCGGACAGGAGAAAAGGUGCUGGGCAAGGUCGCCGAAGGCGUCCUAAACGGCUUAACCUAUCUCCACAGCCGAAAGAUCAUCCAUCGAGACAUCAAGCCGUCCAACAUUCUUCUUUGCCGAAACGGUCAAGUCAAGCUUUGCGAUUUCGGUGUCAGUGGAGAGUUCGGUACCAAGGGCGAUGCGAACACCUUUAUCGGUACAUCGUACUACAUGGCGCCUGAGCGGAUCACUGGACAGUCGUACACGAUUACAUCGGAUGUCUGGUCUUUGGGCGUAACUUUGCUUGAGGUUGCCCAGCAUCGCUUCCCCUUCCCAGCUGAUGGGACGGAGAUGCAACCCCGGGCCGGUCUGAUUGAUCUUCUAACCUACAUUGUCCGUCAACCAAUCCCAAAGUUGAAAGACGAGCCCGACAAUGGCAUCCGGUGGUCAGACAACUUCAAGUACUUCAUCGAGUGCUGUCUGGAGAAAGAACCUCCACGACGAGCGACUCCAUGGCGGAUGCUGGAUCAUCCCUGGAUGCUGGACAUGAAGAACAAGAAGGUCAACAUGGCCAAUUUUGUGAAGCAGGUGUGGGAUUGGAAAGAAUAG
This is a messenger RNA of Aspergillus aculeatus ATCC 16872, 1509 nucleotides long. RefSeq lists its product as uncharacterized. The record is from RefSeq and is a predicted model, not a curated record. Lineage: Eukaryota; Fungi; Ascomycota; Eurotiomycetes; Eurotiales; Aspergillaceae. Gene Ontology annotation, molecular function: ATP binding; protein kinase activity. The transcript is spliced from 4 exons. The coding region runs from base 1 to 1509 and encodes 502 amino acids. Gene Ontology annotation, biological process: protein phosphorylation.